Molecule: messenger RNA, 1839 nt
Organism: Olea europaea var. sylvestris
Lineage: Eukaryota; Viridiplantae; Streptophyta; Magnoliopsida; Lamiales; Oleaceae
Product: elongation factor TuB, chloroplastic
Exons: 1
Coding region: 163-1599 (478 amino acids)
Biological process (GO): mitochondrial translational elongation
Cellular component (GO): mitochondrion
Molecular function (GO): translation elongation factor activity; GTP binding; GTPase activity
Source: RefSeq, a predicted model, not a curated record
UAGAAAUGGAUAGAACCCAUUUGAGGCCCUCUUUUCUCUUCUCAUAGAGAUAACACAGUUAUCCCUCCCACUCCACACGCACUUCCUCACCCUCUCCUUCUCUAACAAUACAUCUACAAACUCCAUUUUUGCUCUCCGAUUUCUCAACAUAACCGUUCAUCUAUGGCUUCAAUUUCAGCCGCGGCAGCGGCCUCUACAAGACUUGCAUACGCUUACACCCCGGCUUCUUCCUCGAGUACGUCCCUUGCUGUCAGUUCUUCAAAACCCACAAAAAUUGUGUUUUCCUCUUCAUUUACCCCUUCUCUAUCUACCCUUUUGGUCAAUCCCGCCGCCGCCCCAACCGGGCUCCACCAACGAUUUACUGUCAGGGCCGCUAGGGGAAAAUUCGAGCGGAAGAAACCGCAUGUCAAUAUCGGAACCAUUGGCCAUGUCGACCAUGGAAAGACCACUCUUACUGCUGCUCUGACUAUGGCCUUGGCCUCCCUCGGAGGCUCAGCCCCCAAGAAGUAUGACGAAAUUGACGCCGCCCCAGAAGAACGCGCCCGUGGUAUUACCAUCAAUACUGCCACUGUGGAAUACGAGACUGAGAACCGCCACUACGCUCACGUGGAUUGUCCUGGACAUGCUGAUUAUGUUAAGAAUAUGAUUACUGGUGCUGCCCAAAUGGACGGUGCUAUUUUGGUGGUUUCAGGGGCGGAUGGCCCUAUGCCUCAGACCAAAGAACACAUUCUGCUUGCUAAACAAGUUGGGGUGCCAAAUAUGGUGGUCUUCUUGAACAAGCAAGACCAGGUUGAUGAUGAAGAGCUGCUUCAAUUGGUUGAACUUGAGGUAAGGGAAUUGUUGUCUUCAUAUGAAUUUCCCGGUGAUGACAUUCCAAUUGUUUCGGGCUCCGCUUUACUAGCUUUAGAGGCAUUAAUGGCGAAUCCUGGGAUCAAAAGGGGUGAAAACGAAUGGGUUGAUAAGAUUUAUGCAUUGAUGGAUUCUGUUGAUGAAUAUAUUCCUAUUCCUCAGAGGCAGACUGAUUUACCAUUCUUGAUGGCUAUUGAGGAUGUUUUUACUAUCACGGGUAGAGGUACCGUUGCUACCGGCAGGGUAGAGAGAGGGACUAUUAGGAUUGGGGACACUGUGGAUAUUGUCGGACUUAGAGAGACUAGGAAUACUACUGUGACUGGUGUUGAGAUGUUUCAAAAGACUUUGGACGAGGCGUUGGCUGGGGACAAUGUGGGGUUGUUGUUAAGAGGCAUUCAAAAGGUAGAUAUCCAGAGGGGGAUGGUUUUGUCUAAGCCAGGGACUAUUACUCCGCACACAAAGUUUAUAGCCAUUGUGUACGUGUUGAAGAAGGAGGAGGGUGGAAGGCAUUCCCCCUUUUUUGCAGGGUACAGGCCACAGUUUUACAUGAGGACAACCGAUGUUACAGGGAGGGUGUCUACGAUCAUGAAUGACAAGGAUGAAGAAUCGAAGAUGGUGAUGCCUGGCGACCGAGUGAAGAUGGUGGUCGAGCUUAUUAUGCCAAUUGCUUGUGAGCAAGGGAUGAGAUUCGCUAUCCGAGAGGGAGGAAAGACAGUCGGUGCUGGUGUCAUCCAGGAAAUUGUUGAGUGAGCUGUCAAAUACAGGAAUCACAAUGCUUCACUUGGUGAUAUAUCCAUGAUUUUGUGAAAUUAGUUCUCCUCUGGCUGCAAAGUCUUGAAUUUAAUUUCAUAUAUGGACUUCUUUGGUAAACUUUUGUUGUGCAUUAGUGUAUCAGUUUAAGUUAAAUAUUGUCAUAAUUCAAUGAAAGUCUCUUUCGUCUUGUUCAUUGAUUUUUGAGCAACUUAUAUAAUAAGCUGAAUUGUUAUUUUC